Molecule: messenger RNA, 1343 nt
Organism: Phytophthora nicotianae INRA-310
Lineage: Eukaryota; Oomycota; Peronosporomycetes; Peronosporales; Peronosporaceae
Exons: 1
Coding region: 34-1086 (350 amino acids)
Molecular function (GO): oxidoreductase activity
Source: RefSeq, a predicted model, not a curated record
CAGCGAGUCCUCAAAACACAAUUACAAUCACCAAUGCCAACCUCCAAUGUCGUCUACCGUUUCGGCGAUCGAACCUCUUACAAGACCCUAACGCAGUCGACGGAACCCAUUCCGACCUUGAAAGAUCAUGAAGUUCUGAUCGAGGUGCGUGGCGUUACCCUCAACUACCGAGAUCUCGUCAUCGCGAAUUCCAACUACCCCGGUUCAGUGACGGAGCAUGUCGUUCCGUGUUCCGAUGGAGCUGGCGUGGUGACUGCUAUGGGCUCCUCAGUAGAAGACAUUCAAGUGGGUGACCGUGUUAUCACCAAUUUCGACGUUGCGAACAUGUACGGUCCCGUGCUAGACGGUGGAUCGCAUUGGUUAGGAGGAACAUUGGACGGGAUGUUGCGACAGUACGCUGCUGUACCAGCCCAAGCCGUGACCAAGAUACCCGAAGGCUGUAAGCUUAAUUUCGUGCAGCUAGCCUCACUUGUAUGUGCUGGAGUGACGGCCUGGAACGCACUAUAUGGUCUAAAUCCAUUGCGUCCAGGCCAAGUGGUACUUCUCCAAGGCACGGGUGGUGUCUCGAUCUUUGGUCUACAGUUGGCCAAAGCGGCGGGAGCUACUACAAUCAUCACUUCGUCUUCGGAUGAGAAACUACAGUUCGUGAAGGAGAAGUUUGGUUUCGAGUACACCUUUAACUACCGUAAGACGCCGGAGUGGGCGGCAGAGGCGAAUCGAUUCACCAACGGUAGAGGCGUUGACAUUGUGAUCGAAACUGGAGGUUCUGGUACUAUUGCCCAAAGCAUGGAGGCUAUUAAACCGGGUGGUCAAAUUGCGGUGAUUGGUUUCCUGUUUCGCGCAAAGCAGGAAGAAAUGCCUGACGUCGCAGGAAUGGUGUUGAACAAGGGCUGUACUGUUCGUGGCGUUCAGAUUGGAAGCAAGCAACUCACCGAAGAGUUGGUGCGAGUGGUCACAAGCCAGAACAUCCAGCCGCACAUUCACAAGACGUUCGGAUUCGAUGAGGAAGAUGUGCACGCUGCGUUCAGUUGUCUGGAGACAGCUGGUCACAUUGGUAAGAUCGGAAUCGCCAUCAAGUCCGACUAGGUCAUUUAUUGCUGUGGAGUUUCUAUAGGUUCUGUAGUUGUGCUGCACUUAAGCAUACGCGUAUUGCGUAGUAAGCCAGCUAUGGUAAAAUCUUUCGCAUUCUACCAAACAAAGAAUCGUUGUAACAUUUGGAAAAAGGUAUCCCGACUUUUUAAUCCAAACAACCGUCGCCUCGGAUCAGGGCUCGGAAAAUAAAAUAAAAUAUUGGAUUGGAUUUCUAAAAGAAACAUAAUCCGUAACUCCGUAUCGACAAAAAC